GCUGCGGUGCUCGCAUCAAGCUGCCAGACAUGGUUACCUGCUCACGAGCCGCACAGAGGGCAUGUGUAUAGGUGUGGAGGUCCAGCUUGGACCCCUUUUUGAGAUCCACUGCUGCUCCAGAUUGCCGUUGAUGCAUUUGAAAGGAGGAGGAGGAGGAGGAGCAAGAGGAGUAGGAGGAGUCAAGAAUGGGGCUCUUGGUGUCUGGCGCGGUUGAGUUGGUAUAACAUCGGAUCACCCCAGCUCAAUGUCUUGCGGUCCCCAGACACUCCUUUAUCUCCUCUGGCAACUGGAGCUUCUUCGACAACCGUCACACACGCCUUCUUCACUGAACCCCCGGUCACUAGAAGCUGCAUCCAGGUCGUCAUGGCUGUUGGUGGUCGUGGUAACGAGGUCCAAGGCAAUGGCAUUGCCAUGCUGGUGUUGAGCACAAUCGCUACAGCAUUGCGCAUCUACUGCCGUGGCUGGGUCAUCAAGGCAUUUGCUCUUGACGACUGGCUGGCCAUUGUUGCUCAGAUCCUAUUCAUCGUCUUUUGUGCUUUCGAGAUCACUGGUGUUCAUUAUGGCACUGGUCAGCACAUCGCGAACAUUGCCCCUGAAGCCAUUCCCAAGGCCAUGGAAUCAUGGUGGAACUGCGAGCCCCUAUACGUACUGGCCAACAUGGCAAUCAAAGCAAGCAUUUCCCUAUUCCUGCUGCGCAUCUGCGUUGCCAAGGUACAAAAGAUCAUCAUCUGGACUUGCUUGGUCGUCACGGAGGUCUACAGCACCUUCUUCUUCCUCUUGUUCGUCCUCCAGUGCCGGCCGACAUCUCUUUUCUGGCUGAGGUAUGGGCCGGAUCCCCCGGCAGGGAGCUGCCUCGACCCCAGUAUCGUGCCUGCCGCCUUCUACGGUUAUUCGGCCAUCAGCUGCGUCGUCGACUGGACAUUCAGCAUCUUGCCCAUCUUCCUCGUCUGGAAUCUCCAGAUGAACUUUCGCAUGAAGGUUUCCGUUGUGCUCAUCUUGGCUGCCGGUGUCAUUGCCUCCAGUGCCACGAUUGUCCGGUUCCCGUACCUGUACUCUCUUACCGAUGUCGAAGACUUCCUGUACUCGACCUCUGACGUCGCCAUCUGGUCCACCGUCGAGACCGGUCUCGCCAUCACAGCCGCCGGAGUUGCCACCCUCCGCCCACUCCUCCGCACAUUCUUUGGUGGUGGCUCGUCCGCACCAGACUAUGGCAACUCGGCCCGCAAAUGGCAUAGGACUGGCAGUGCCCACCAGAACGAGCCCGGCUUCGACCUGCAGCACCGCAGCCAAAAGGGCCUCGGCGUCACCACCGUCAUCGACCACAGCAGGAUCCCCAACGAGGUCGAUCUCGAGGGCAACAAGAACGACGCCCGCUCCGUGGCUUCCGACCCGUUCCAGCAGGAGGAGGACUGGAACAGCAGUGACUCGAACCUUGCUACCAGAGGCAAGGCGCCCGAGCACUCGGAUACCCCUUGGAACAUCCACGUGAAGAAGUCGAUCGUUCAGACGAGGACGUAGUGUUGUCAGCAAUGGAUAGUUUUGGAAAUGAAAAGGGCCGGAACACGAAUGCAAGAAUCGUUUGACCGAUGCUGUUUGGAAGCUUUGAGGUGUUUUCUGGAGAGGUCAGAGAUACGGGAUGACAUCACAUUGGCCGACGCUUGAUAGGACUCAAAGACUUGUGUGUGAGAUACCCAAUGUACAUAUUUAUAUACCAACAUUAAUGUCAGUUUCGCUGC
Messenger RNA from Microdochium trichocladiopsis, 1736 nucleotides. RefSeq lists its product as uncharacterized. Lineage: Eukaryota; Fungi; Ascomycota; Sordariomycetes; Xylariales; Microdochiaceae. The transcript has 4 exons. The record is from RefSeq and is a predicted model, not a curated record. The coding region runs from base 364 to 1518 and encodes 384 amino acids.